CAAACGCCGAGGAUGCAUUGGUGACUCCUGGAUGGCGGCUUGACUCCAGCUCUGAAUUCUUUCUCUCUCUUAACCAUACCUAGGACCUGCUAUUGCGUGGGCUGCUGUUUGCUUAAGUACAGCUUCACAUAAUGCGUAGUAUCGUGCUGCGCGCAAGACAUCCGCUCGCCCGCCGGAGCAAGCAGAUAACCGUCCGGUUCGCGUCGUCGCUCUCAGAGUCUGCGCCUCGCUCAACGAACAAAAUCCCUAGCGCGCCCUGCACGCGAUACACUGCUGUGACGCAUCCAGAAGACCCUGCGAGCGUCCCGCGGAGCGUCAAGGCCAUACUGAGCCGCUCCGAGGCGUACAUUCUCCCGGUCUAUGCCCGCCCGCCGUUUGUGCUCGACCACGGCAAGGGCGCGUAUGUGUGGGAUACGGAGGACCGGCGGUACCUCGACUUCAGCGCGGGAAUCGCCGUGAACGCGCUUGGCCAUGCCGAUCUGGGUGUCGCGAAUGUCAUGGCAUCCGAGGCGUCUACGCUGAUGCACAGCAGCAAUGUUUACCACAACCAAUGGGGAGGGAGGCUUGCUGAGCUGCUUGUGACGCUCACCCAGCGGGAGGGCGGGCUCGGCUGGGAGAGAGGCUCGCAACACCCGGUCGAAGGCACGACGAGCGGUGCGAAGGUGUUCUUCUCCAACUCGGGCACGGAGGCAAACGAGGGCGCACUCAAGGUCGCGCGCAAGUUGGGCAAGGAGCGCUGGGCUGGGGUUACUGGCAGGCCGUGGGACGACGCCGCAUGCGACAAGUAUGAGAUCGUGUGCUUUGAACGCGGAUUCCACGGGCGGUCGAUGGGUGCGCUGAGCGUGACUACGAAUGCAAAAUACCAAAAGCCGUUUGCGCCCCUGCUUCCCGGGGUGCGAGUCGGCAAGCUGAACGAAUUGGAGGGCCUGGAUGGGCUUGUCACUCAGAAAACAUGCGCGGUGAUCGUGGAGCCAAUACAAGGCGAGGGUGGGAUUCAUGCAGCGGACAUAACGUGGCUGCAAGCUCUGAGAAAAAAGUGUAAUCAAGUGGGUGCCGUGCUCAUCUAUGACGAGAUCCAGUGCGGACUGUACAGGACAGGUUCAUUGUGGGCCCACUCAAGGAUGCCGGUUGACGCGCAUCCUGACAUCGUGACGAUGGCGAAGCCUUUAGCUAACGGAUUUCCUAUUGGUGCAGUCCUCAUGCGCGACAGCGUCGCAGAGACUAUGACAACUGGUUCCCAUGGGACUACAUUCGGAGGGUCACCUCUUGCAUGUGCACUGGGUCACUACGUCCUGUCGCGUCUGUCGGAGCGUCUGUUCGUUGCGAACGUCGCGGAGAUGAGCGCGUACUUGCAGGGACGGUUGCACCGCCUGCCGGAAUGGUUCCCGAGCGUGUUGCAGCCGGGAGUGCGCGGGAGGGGUCUGAUCCUGGGGCUGGGCUUCAAGGACGAGAGCCAUCCGGGAAAGCUGGUCGCGAUGGCGCGGGAGCGAGGCAUGCUGCUGUUGACGGCGGGGAAAGAUGCGGUGCGACUGGUGCCGAGCCUGAACAUCACGCAGACAGAGGUGGAUCUCGCAGUGGAUGUGAUGGAGAGCUGUCUGCAUGUACUGCAGAGUCACUAAUUUUACCCGGAAUAUCCAUAAACGUGUGC
Molecule: messenger RNA, 1648 nt
Organism: Laetiporus sulphureus 93-53
Lineage: Eukaryota; Fungi; Basidiomycota; Agaricomycetes; Polyporales; Laetiporaceae
Product: acetylornithine and succinylornithine aminotransferase
Exons: 5
Coding region: 132-1619 (495 amino acids)
Cellular component (GO): mitochondrial matrix
Molecular function (GO): identical protein binding; pyridoxal phosphate binding; transaminase activity
Source: RefSeq, a predicted model, not a curated record